Molecule: messenger RNA, 3658 nt
Organism: Oncorhynchus nerka (sockeye salmon)
Lineage: Eukaryota; Metazoa; Chordata; Actinopteri; Salmoniformes; Salmonidae
Product: calcium-binding protein 8
Exons: 6
Coding region: 19-870 (283 amino acids)
Cellular component (GO): trans-Golgi network membrane
Molecular function (GO): calcium ion binding
Source: RefSeq, a predicted model, not a curated record
UGCCUGCAGAAACGUCUGAUGGAAGUGACGGAGCAGGAGCCUCAGAGUCGGAAAGAGGAACCUGUACCUGAGGUAGGAGGAGAAGGAGAGGGAGAGUUACCGGGUUCAGGAACCCCUACCCCCAGAGACAUGAUGGAGAGCCCGGUGAAGGAGCCUGUUGUGCUACAUCUGUACCCCACCACAGAGUAUGGGGAUCAGUAUGGGGACAAGAUGCCGUUCCACCAUGUGACGGCAGGGCUGCUGUACAAGGGGAACUAUCUGAGUCACUCUCUGUCUGAGGACAACGACUGUGACCAGCUGGCCAGCAUCUCUGAGGAGGAGCUAAACGAGAUCCGGGAGGCAUUCAGGGUGUUGGACCGGGAUGGGAACGGGUUCAUCUCCAAGCAGGAGCUGGGCAUGGCCAUGAGGUCUCUGGGAUACAUGCCCAGUGAGGUGGAGCUGGCCAUCAUCAUGCAGAGACUAGACAUGGAUGGAGACGGGCAGGUAGACUUCGAUGAGUUCAUGACGAUCCUGGGACCCAAGCUCCUGUCUUCUGAAACCAGGGAGGGCUUCCUGGGGAGCACAAUAGACAGUAUAUUCUGGCAGUUUGACAUGCAGCGCAUCACCCUUGAGGAGCUGAAACACAUCCUGUUCCACGCCUUCAGAGACCAUCUGACCAUGAAGGACAUCGAGAACAUCAUCAUCAACGAGGAGGAGAGCCUCAACGAGAACUCGGGAUACUGUCAGGCAGACUUUGAAGGAAUCCAUUCUAAAAAUAAGAACCGGCAGACGUGUGUAAGGAAGAGUCUGAUCUGCGCCUUUGCCAUGGCCUUCAUCAUCAGCGUCAUGCUCAUCGCGGCCAAUCAGAUGCUGCGGAACGGCCUGGAGUAGCCACACCCAGCCACGCCCACUGUGAGCGGGAAAAACUAACCUGCAUGUGCAUGAUGAAAGUGGGUGAGGUCAUUUCCUGUUUCUUUAGAAAGAAAAAAAAAAACGACUUCAAAAAUGCCUCACUGAUGGUGACAAAAAAAACAGAAAACACUGAAUGAUAAACCAUCAGAUUUUUCUGAGUGGAUGAUAGUCUGACGUCCACCGACACUGAGAAGCCAGCAUGAGGAGUCCAGCGAGACCCCUCAUAACCCCAUUACUCUGGCAGGGACAUUCAAGGGCUGUCUUUCGCUUACUCUGCUGUCUCUGUUCCCUAAUGCAAUAAAGACACAAGUACAGGAGUUCAGUACUCUUCCUCUCCUCCCUACCCAGAGUCUUCAUAUGAAGGUACCUUGGAAUUCAAUUUGAACUUCUUGCCUCAGAAGGCCGAAUCAUGGUGGAUUGAGACAUGCCCUCAGUGUAUUUGUACAAGGCAGCAUCCUUGUGGAUUGAGACAUACCCUCAAUUGGAUCUGUGUGAGAGAGAAUGGAGCUGUGCCUCCUGCAGUGCAGAGAGCCUGAUUAGUUACAGGGCACACCGCUGCAGUCUGGCUACGCACAUGCACUCUUACGCACGCAUCUACGCAUGUACUUCCACACACACACACAAUAAUUGGCCUGUUAUUCUAGAUUCCUGAGGGCGGGUGGAAGCCAGCUCACCGCUGGAGCAUACAGUAAAGCUCUGGAUGCGACAGGCAUGAUGGUGCCGUCUGCUGUAAGGCUGUUGUUUAAGCUCUUCUAGAAGCUUUCAUCCAGAGUUCCGGAGUGAAAUCAGUGGGUAUUCCUCUGCCCAAAUUCCUCACUGUUACUGUAUCUGUGUACAUUCCCAGUGCUAAACAGAACAGUGUUUGAAAGACCAUAGCUGUGAAAAGUCUGGGCUGUACUGUUCCUAUGAUCUAAUUCCUCUUGAGGUAGGUAUGCCUGAACUCCUGUAUUGUAUUGAAUCUCAUGGUAAUAUAUAAACCACCUACAGUUUUGCUGAAGACUGCUUGUAAUAGCUACAGUACUGCAUGUGAUCAUGUCUACGUCGAUAUGUAAAUAUGUAUGUAACCCAUGUUGUUGUUGUCUACGUGUAUAGGGUGACGGUGUUCUACUCUGUAUGUGCAUGAUUGUUGGUACACUCUACUCCCGAUUUAGAGGUGGAGGGAAGGAGAGAGCACUGUGAAACCAGAGGCUGCUGCCUUCCAAAUCACAAUACACAGGCAGGCAGACAGACAGACACAAAGCUCUCUAUGUUCCCCUCACCCUCUGGCCAAAGCCAUAGAACUCAAUAGAGAUGUACUGACUGAAGAACACUAAAUGGUUGUUGUUGUUUUCCGUUACAAAUGUGUAUUUUCAGUAGGAACAGUCCAUCCUUUGUGCAUGUUGUUGGGUUCCUUCACCCACCCUUUUGCGCUGUACAAUCAUUUCCACCUAUCCCCAUGAGCAGAACGGAGAGUAGAAUCACAGACUGGUGUAAGAGCCCCAUCUAGAGGUUGGCUCAAAAAUUCUGAUAUUUUUUGUAACACAGUGUGCUCCCCUAGCUCUGGUCCAAAUGCAGCCUGUAAACAUUGGUAAAAACAGUGUGCAGGUGAGGUUGGAAGGCCAAAAGGGCUUAUAUGAAAACCACACCACAAAUAUAAGUACAAAAAUAUAAGUUUGUUCAAUCAGUUAAACAAAGCAUAUUAAUUAUGAUUGUACAUGAUCAACUCAGUAUACAAGAAAAUCCAUGUGUGUGUGUGUGUGUGUGUGUGUGUGUGUGUGUGUGUGUGUGUGUGUGUGUGAGAGAAAGAGAGUGAGGCUACUUAGAGGGGAUUAUUGGAUAGUUUGGUUCAUCAGGCUGACCCCCAGUCUUCGCUUGAAGUUGAUGAGGUUUUGGCAAUGUGAAGAUAAGAAUUCCAGAGUAUAGUACCUCUGUAUCUGAUAGAGAAUUUACUAUGUGGGGAGGGUGGAAUAUUAUUAUUGUAGUGGCUUGUGUUAAAUAGAUGGAUUUCAGAAUUACCUGGAAGAAUCCAUUGAAGGGUUUAGGUAAACUUUCUGGGAGGUAUGAGUAUUUGAAGAUGAAAGUGCAUAAUUGGCGUACAUUAAUGUCGUAAAUAGACAAGAUAUUGAGUUUCUUAAACAAAGGUGCAGAUGGAGUCAGAUAAUUAGAGGAUGUGGCUAGUCUUGCAAAAUCUAUUUGUAUGAUGAGUCAUUUGUGUAGGUAGGAGGCAUCAGGUGCAUUCGGAAAGUAUUCAGACCCUUUAACUUUUUUCACAUUUUGUUACGUUACAGACUUAUUCUAAAAUUGAUUAAAUUGUUUUUGUUUUUUCCUCAUCACUAUACACACAACCCCAUAAUGACAAAGCAAAAACAUGUAUUUUUUAUUUUUGCAAAUGUAUUAAAAUCAUUUACAUAAGUAUUCAGACCCUUUACUUAGUACUUUGUUGAAGCACCUUUAGCAGCGAUUACAGCCUCGAGUAUUCUUGGGUUUGACGCUAAAAGCUUGGCACACCUGUAUUUGGAGAGUUUCUCCCAUUCUUCUCUGCAGACCCUCUCUGUCAGGUUGGAUGGGGAGCGUCGCUGCACAUCUAUUUUCAGGUCUCUCCAGAGAUGUUCGAUCGGGUUCAAGUCCGGGCUCUGGCUGGGCCACUCAAGGACAUUCAAUGACUCGUCCCCAAGCCACUCCUGCGUUGUCUUGGCUGUGUUCUUAGGGUCAUUGUCCUGUUGGAAGGUGAACCUUCACCCCAGUCUGAGGUCCUGAGCACACUGGAGCAGGUUUUCUUCAAGGAUCU